Scaptodrosophila lebanonensis is the source of this 599-nucleotide messenger RNA. RefSeq lists its product as uncharacterized. The record is from RefSeq and is a predicted model, not a curated record. Lineage: Eukaryota; Metazoa; Arthropoda; Insecta; Diptera; Drosophilidae. The coding region runs from base 78 to 518 and encodes 146 amino acids. The transcript is spliced from 2 exons.
UUUCUUGAAAGUUUUUAACGCGAUUUUGUUUUAUUUCUGUUGUAGUUUCUGAUUUUAUUUAGUGUACUUAAUAAGGAAUGUCGAAAACUCACAGCUCCGAUGAAGAAACUGACUUCCAAGCACUUAGCAAAACGAAUUAUCAGCGCGUGCAAGACAAAGUAGCAAAGAUUAGUUAUCCAGAUGGUGUUAUUGCUGGUAGAGAACAGAGCUUUCAAAGCAGCUUUGAUCGAGGUUAUGCCGAUGGACUAAAAACGGGUCUUGAACUGGCCAAACGUCUGGGAUUCUUUGAUACACUCCCCACACUUGAUGCGCAGAACGAAGAGCUCCUGAAGGAAACACACGUCUAUCAAGGCCUCCAAAUAGCAUCGCCUACGGAUAAAACGCAUUUCAAAUAUUUGGAAUACCAAUCGUUGCCACCAAACCUAAUAUCCGAAAAGCAAAAUUCCUAUAUCAAUAAUUUAUUGGGACAAUAUGCCGGAACUUUGCCAAUUACUGAAAAUUUAUUCACAUCCAAGUGAUAUUACUAUGUUAUUAAUCGGCUUUAAUGUGUGUUAAUAGGAUAAAUUUGUUAACUGAACAUAAAUUUCUUGACUUAUAAA